AUGAGAUUUAAAAAAUCUAUUGAUAUAUCUAAAUCAGUUACAUUCCAUGAUUUUUGUGCUAUUUCUGAGGAAGAACAAGAGACAUUUGAUAAUUUAAAAAAAUCUAAUGGAGAAAAUAGUUCAUUAACAGAGUCACCUAUUAAAGAGAUCUCAGAAGAGGGAGAAGAAAUUUCAGCUUCACCAUUAAAUUCAUUCUCAUCAUGGUUACAAUUUUUUAUGUUUAAAAAAAAAAGACAUUCAUACAAUAUUAAAUCACUAAUAAUAGUACAUGAAACAACAGCAUUAGGUUGUGAUGAAAAUGGUAUUGAAGAUGAAGAAAAUAGUAUAGAAAUAUCACCAUGUUCAAGUGAUCAAACUUCAUCAUUAUCAUCGGGUCAACCAUCAAGUCAUGAAGAUACAUCAUUUUCAAAGACAACAGCUUAUCAAGGUAAACAACGUUAUAUACCAAAUAUUAAGAUGCGCCAAAAAACAAACAGAAAAUGGAGUGAACAAGAUAUACAAAAACGUUUAUCAUUACCUCCUGAUAUAAAAUUACCAUUAAAUGUUGUUGAAAAAUUAAAUAGAACACCAACAUUAGAUCAACCAUUAACAAGAAAAAGUAGACGAGCAUCAUUAAGUGAAAUAGGUUUUGGAAAAUUAGAAACUUAUCAAAAAAUUAUAGGACUUGGUGAGGGUACCUAUGCAACUGUAUAUCUUGGUAAAUCAUUAUUAACGGGAAAAAGUGUUGCACUUAAAGAAAUACGUUUAGAACCUGAAGAAGGUGCUCCAUGUACAGCUAUUAGAGAAGUAUCAUUAUUAAGAAAUUUAAAACAUGCAAAUGUUGUUACAUUACAUGAUAUUGUUUAUACUGAUCGGGUUUUAACACUUGUAUUUGAAUUUGUAGAACGUGAUCUUAGAUUUUAUAUGGAAGAAGUUAAUAACCAAAUUAGUAUUGAUAAUUGUCGUCUAUUUCUUAUACAAUUAUUAAGAGGUUUAACAUAUUGUCAUAAAAGAAAAAUUCUUCAUCGUGAUUUAAAACCUCAAAAUCUUUUAAUUAAUAGAAAUGGUGAAUUAAAAUUAGCUGAUUUUGGUUUAGCACGUGCAAAAUCUGUACCAACAAAAACAUAUUCAAAUGAGGUUGUAACUUUAUGGUAUAGACCACCAGAUGUUUUAUUUGGAUCAACUGACUAUUCAACACAUAUUGAUAUGUGGGGUGUUGGUUGUAUAUUAUAUGAAAUGAUUGUUGGUAAAGCUAUGUUUCCAGGAACAUGUGCUAAUGAUCAAUUAUCAUUAAUAUUUAAAAAAUUAGGACUUCCAAAUUGUGAAAAUGGAGCAUCUUUUAUUGAAUGUCCCAAAUAUAAAGAAAUUGAAGAUAAUGUUAAAUUAUUAUUACGAGCUGAGGAACGUUAUAAUGGUCAAAAUAAAAAAGUAUAUACUUGUGAAAAAAUGUUACAACAUUCAUCACAUAGACUAUGUAAAGAUAGUAUAGAUUUAUUAAGUAAAUUAUUAAGGGUAUGUUAUCAUUCUUAUCAUAAAAAUUUAAUACUUUUAAAUUAA
Molecule: messenger RNA, 1536 nt
Organism: Strongyloides ratti
Lineage: Eukaryota; Metazoa; Nematoda; Chromadorea; Rhabditida; Strongyloididae
Product: Protein kinase domain and Serine/threonine-/dual specificity protein kinase, catalytic domain and Protein kinase-like domain-containing protein
Exons: 2
Coding region: 1-1536 (511 amino acids)
Biological process (GO): protein phosphorylation
Cellular component (GO): nucleus; cytoplasm
Molecular function (GO): ATP binding; protein kinase activity
Source: RefSeq, a predicted model, not a curated record